UUGUUUUAUUAUUCUUUCAAGCAAUAUUACUAGUACACGAUAAUUCACAUUAGGAGCCAUCUGUCCAGGAAGACCUAAGAAACUGAGAACAUGGGAGACUGGGGGUUUCUUUCUGCUUUACUGGACAAGGUGCAGUCCCACUCUACUGUGAUUGGCAAAAUAUGGAUGACCGUCCUCUUCAUAUUCCGAAUCCUGGUUUUGGGAGCUGGAGCAGAGAAUGUUUGGAGUGAUGAACGAUCUAACUUAGUAUGCAACACAAACACACCUGGUUGUGAGAACGUGUGCUACGACUGGAAGUUCCCCAUCUCACAUGUUCGCUUCUGGGUGAUGCAGAUCAUCUUCAUAUCUACUCCAACGUUGGUGUAUCUGGGCCACGUGGUGCACGUCAUUCACCAAGAGAACAAACUGAGAGAGGAGCUGAAAAGGAACCCAGUAGCAAAGUCACCAAAGUACUCGAAUGAAAAGGGCAAAGUUGUUAUUAAAGGCAGCAUGCUGGGUAGCUACUUGACUCAACUGUUUAUUAAGAUCCUAUUAGAAGUCGCUUUUAUCGUUGGACAGUAUUAUCUGUUUGGAUUUAUCAUGGAGCAUAUGUUCCACUGUCAACAAUUACCCUGUGCAGUUAUGACCGAAUGUUUCAUGUCUAGACCCACAGAGAAAACCAUCUUCAUUAUCUUUAUGCUGGUUGUAGCAUGCAUAUCUCUGGCUUUAAAUGUUCUAGAAGUAUUCUAUUUGCUUUGUAAGAGGAUAACUGGGAAAAAACAGAAAUACAGGGAGAUAAUGUAUGCUCAUGAUACCAGAUAUCCUUCGCAGUUUUCUGUAGAACUUGAUGCUGUUAAUGGAAUGAGACACAAUGAGCUAAACAUGGCCCUUCAAAACAGGUUGGACCAAAGCAAAGGAGGUCUUGAUGCGGCCAAAUCUCAGCUUUAG
This is a messenger RNA of Xyrauchen texanus (razorback sucker), 927 nucleotides long. RefSeq names its product gap junction Cx32.2 protein-like. Gene Ontology annotation, cellular component: connexin complex. The record is from RefSeq and is a predicted model, not a curated record. The transcript is spliced from 2 exons. Gene Ontology annotation, biological process: cell communication. Bases 91 to 927 code for a protein of 278 amino acids. NCBI's taxonomy places the organism in Eukaryota, Metazoa, Chordata, Actinopteri, Cypriniformes, Catostomidae.